AUGAGCUGUCGCUUUCAGAGUUCCUCCACUAGCUAUGGAGGUGGUUUUGGGGCUGGUUCUUGCCAGCUUGGAGGGGGCCGUAAAAUCUCUACCUGCUCUUCCCGCUUUGCCUCUGGAGGGUCAGCUGGAGGCUACGGAGGUGGCAUGAGCUGUGGCUUUGGUGGAGGGGCUGGUAGUGGUUUUGGGGGUGGCUUUGGAGGUAGCUAUGGUGGAGGUUUUGGUGGAGGUUUUGGUGGAGGGUUUGGAGGUGGCUUUGGUGACUUUGGAGGUGGCGAUGGUGGCCUCCUCUCUGGCAAUGAGAAAAUCACCAUGCAGAACCUCAACGACCGCUUGGCCAACUACCUGGAAAAGGUGCGAGCUCUGGAGGCAGCCAAUGCUGAUCUGGAGGUGAAGAUUCGUGACUGGCAUCUGAGGCAGAGCCCAACUAGUCCAGAGCGGGACUACAGUGCCUACUACAAGACCAUAGAGGAACUCCGGGUUAAGAUCCUGGAAGCCACCACUGACAACAACCGGGUCAUCCUGGAGAUAGACAAUGCCAGGCUGGCUGCAGAUGACUUCCGGCUCAAGUAUGAGAAUGAGCUGGCCCUGCGCCAGAGUGUGGAGGCCGACAUCAAUGGCCUGCGUAGAGUGCUGGACGAGCUGACCCUGUCUAAGACUGACCUGGAGAUGCAGAUCGAGAGCCUGAAUGAGGAGCUGGCUUACCUGAAGAAGAAUCAUGAGGAGGAAAUGAAGGAGUUCAGCAACCAGGUAGUAGGCCAGGUCAACGUGGAGAUGGACGCAACCCCUGGCAUUGAUCUGACCCGUGUGCUGGCUGAGAUGAGGGAGCAGUAUGAAGCUCUGGCAGAGAAGAAUCGGCGGGAUGCUGAGCAAUGGUUCCAGAACAAGAGUGCAGAGCUGAACAAGGAAGUGUCAUCUAACGCUGCCAUGAUCCAGACCAGCAAGACGGAGAUCACAGAGCUCAGGCGCACACUCCAGAGCCUGGAGAUUGAGCUGCAGUCCCAGCUGAGCAUGAAAGCUGGCCUGGAAAGCACCUUGGCAGAGACGGAGUGCCGCUACGCCCUGCAGCUGCAACAGAUCCAGGGACUCAUCAGCAGCAUCGAGGCUCAGCUGAGUGAGCUCCGCAGCGAGAUGGAGUGCCAGAACCAGGAAUACAAGAUGCUGCUCGACAUCAAAACACGGCUGGAGCAGGAGAUCGCCACCUACCGCAGCCUGCUCGAGGGCCAGGAUGCCAAGAUGACUGGCUUCAACAACUCUGGAGGAACGAGCACUGCCUCCAAUGCCUCCUCUUCCCCCUCCACUUCUGGUCGCCUGGACUUCCGAAAGUAUUAA
This is a messenger RNA of Cricetulus griseus (Chinese hamster), 1329 nucleotides long. NCBI's taxonomy places the organism in Eukaryota, Metazoa, Chordata, Mammalia, Rodentia, Cricetidae. The record is from RefSeq and is a predicted model, not a curated record.